Molecule: messenger RNA, 789 nt
Organism: Trichoderma aggressivum f. europaeum
Lineage: Eukaryota; Fungi; Ascomycota; Sordariomycetes; Hypocreales; Hypocreaceae
Exons: 4
Coding region: 1-789 (262 amino acids)
Source: RefSeq, a predicted model, not a curated record
AUGCAAUUGUCCGCUCUUCUCGCCCUCCUCCCCCUGGCCGCUGCGCUUCCUCAGGCCCGGGGACCUGCCCAGGCCAGCGCCGUGGAGAUCGACACCCGUGACAGCAACGAGUCUACGUGCUAUGCCGCGUAUGAUCGCUGUUGCCAUAUUUCAUUCAUCUAUCAGGGUGAGGCAAAAGCCCUAAUGGAGCAGUUUUGCAGGCCCGAAUGUAAAGAGGCUUUAGUUCAGUGCAAGGCCAACCAGACUGAAAAGCGCUCUGUUGAAGAGGCCCCUGUUGAAGCCCGUGACAUCAACGUGGAUAAGUGCUAUGCUAACUAUUUGGGCUGCCUUCUUGAUAACUGCCCUUUUCCUGAACUCGACGAGUUCGUACCCAAAGGUCCCUGCCAUUCUAAAUGCAAUCAGGAGUACGAGCAGUGCAAGGCAAACCAGACUGAGAAGCGCUCUGUUGAAGAGGCCCCUGUUGAAGCCCGUGACAGCGAUGAGGAUAGCUGCGAGGCCGCGUAUGGCCAUUGUUGCAACCCCCACGGCUAUACAGGUGAGGCGGAAGGCUUAUAUCUUACAUUCUGCUCUUCUCGAUGUAAAAACGCUCUUAAGGAGUGCAAGGCAAACCAGACUGAGAAGCGCUCCGUCGAGGAUACCCUCAUCCAAGCCCGUGACAACCACGCGGGGGACGUCACCAACUGCUACGGUGACCUGGCGGACUGCAAGCACAAGGGCGGCUCCGUCGAGAAGUGCUACGGUGCCCUUCGGGACUGCCUGUGGACCCUCUACUACAAGUCCUUUGCCUAA